This is a messenger RNA of Alternaria infectoria, 2619 nucleotides long. RefSeq lists its product as uncharacterized. The record is from RefSeq and is a predicted model, not a curated record. Bases 1 to 2619 code for a protein of 872 amino acids. Gene Ontology annotation, molecular function: beta-mannosidase activity. NCBI's taxonomy places the organism in Eukaryota, Fungi, Ascomycota, Dothideomycetes, Pleosporales, Pleosporaceae. The transcript has a single exon. Gene Ontology annotation, biological process: glycoprotein catabolic process; carbohydrate metabolic process.
AUGACGCCUAUUCCGCACACCUCAUCGCCGCUAACCACGGGUUGGACGUUCAAGCAGGGCGACCGUUCCUCGACCAACGAGUACCUACCGGCCUGCGAUGCACCAACUGAAGUCUAUCGCGACUUACUCAAACACGACAAGAUCCCUGACCCCUUUCAUGACCUCAAUGAGCUAGCAGUGCGUUGGGUUGGCGAUGAGACAUGGACAUAUCGCACGACCUUUGCUGCGCCUUCUGAUUAUGGGAAGGCGAACGCGGCCACCACCCUUCGAUUUGAAGGUCUCGACACCUUUGCUUCCGUUUUUCUGAACGACGAGAUGAUUCUGGAGUCUGACAACAUGUUCGUCGAGCAUCAGAUCGACGUUUCAGGCAAGCUCCAGCUAGAGGAGAACGUACUGGAAAUCGUCUUCGAGUCAGCGCGCAAGAAGGGUCUCGAGUUGGUGGAACAACAUCCAGAACAUCGCUUCAUCGUGCACCAAACCGAGAUCUCGCGAGGGCCUGUUCGCAAAGCGCAGUAUCAUUGGGGGUGGGACUGGGGCCCUAUUCUCAUGACGUGUGGACCUUGGAAGCCAGUUUCGAUCGAGACGUGGGAAUGCCGCCUAUCAGCCCUGAAUGUGCAGUACAAACUGUCGCAAGACCUGAAGUCUGCGGAAUUGAAGAUGAGUGUCGAAUGGGAGGGUAAGACCACGGGCAUAUUGUUCAUGGUCUCAAAGGACGGAGAAGACAUUGACGGCAUGCGCACCACCAUCAAUGAUCGCAAGAGUCCCCUGGAAAGUACUAUCACCAUGGAUGAUAUCGAGCUCUGGUGGCCGCGAGGCUAUGGGCAACAAACUCUUUACACAAUUAGAGCAGAAGCCAUUGUGCAGGGUGUCCCGAAUCCCAUUCAUCUCAUAUCCAAGCAGUUUGGCUUCCGCCGCACUGAGUUGAUGAAAGAGCCAGACGCACACGGCACUUCUUUCUACUUCCGCAUCAACGAUAUCGACAUCUUUUGCGGAGGCUCGUGUUGGAUACCCGCCGACUCGUUUCUCACACGGCUCAAACCCAAUGACUACCGCGAUUGGGUGAAACUCGCAGCCGACGGCAAUCAAACCAUGCUGAGGAUUUGGGGAGGCGGUAUCUACGAAGCCGAUGCGCUAUACGAUGCCGCUGAUGAAUUUGGCGUGUUGAUAUGGCAAGACUUCAUGUUCGCAUGUGCCAACUACCCUACCUACCCCGAGUACUUGAAAAGUGUGGAGAUCGAAGCAAGACAGAAUGUUAUACGGCUGAGAAACCACCCCAGCCUAGUGGUGUGGGCAGGGAACAACGAGGACUACCAGAUCGUCGAGCGAUACAAACUACAGUACGAACCUGACGACAAGGAUCCGGAAUCCUGGCUCAAGACCGACUUCCCAGCCCGCUACAUCUACGAGCAUCUCCUGCCAAAGGUAGUUGCAGAAGAAUGUCCAAACAUACCCUACCACCCCAGCUCACCCUUCGGUGAUGGCAAGUCGACGGUCCUAGGAGUGGAUCCUACGAUCGGCGAUGUCCACCAGUGGAACAUGUGGCACGGUACCAUGGAGCCAUACCAACGCCUGCCACAGAUGGGCGGUCGCUUCGUAUCCGAAUUCGGAAUGGAGGCAUAUCCUCAUGUUUCUACACUUGAGAUGUGCAUCAACGAUCAGCACGACCUCCACCCUGGUUCGAUGGCCAUGGACUUCCGCAACAAAGCCAUCGGUCAUGAGCGACGUCUCAUCAGCUACGUGUCUGAGAACUUCCGGGUCCAGUACUUACUGAAAGGCUAUACACAUCUCACCCAGGUCAUGCAAGCAGAUGCGAUGUCGUGGGCUUACAAGUCCUGGCGCCGCCAAUGGGGGUCAGCCGGUGAUCGCAAGUGUGGCGGUGCGUUGGUGUGGCAGCUGAACGACUGUUGGCCAACGAUGUCGUGGGCUGUGGUGGACUACUACAAGGUGCCAAAGCCAGCGUACUAUGCUAUCAAGCGCGCCAUGCAGCCCAUCGCCAUUGGUGUACAGCGCAAGUACAACAGUUGGACUAUGCGGCCGGCUGACCGGCUGUGGCAGCGCGACACUGGGCAUAUCGAUAUGCACAAGCUGUGGCAGGACGUCGAAUACGACCUGUGGGUCUCUAACAGUGCGCUGAUGGAAGCCGAAGUGGAUGUUGCGAUACGUUACAUCUCAAUCGGCACAGGAAAGGACAUCAGCACUGAAGAGCGCAAAAACAUACGCAUUACGGCCAAUGAAACAACCGAGAUACUCACUGACCAUGUCGUCAAGGUCGAUGAUCCACAAGAGCCGGGUGGACCUUUUCGUACAUCGAGGGCCGACCCUUUCGUUAUCCACGUGUCGCUAUACAAGGAUGACAAGCUUCUCGCUAGCGACGUGUCCUGGCCAGAGCCCAUCAAGUAUCUCACUUUCGAGAAUCCAGGCGUACACGUCCGCUACUCGGAAGACAAGAAGACAGUGUUUGUUUCUUCUGCCAAGCCAGUCAAGGGCUUUGUGUUCGAAGAGAACACUGAACGCCGUCUGAGUGAUAACGGGUUUGACCUAGUACCCGGUGAAACGAAAGAGGUGCAAGUGGAAGGCCUGCCGGAGAACAUGCUGAAAUGGAGAUAUGUUGAGAUGUGA